AUGACAGUCGACAAUCGCCUGGAGGAUCGACUUGCACUGAUCACAGGCGCUUCUGGGGGGAUCGGUUCGAGCUGUGCACGCACACUCUGGGCCCGCGGGAUGGCUCUCGCUCUGACAUUCUCAACGGGGAAAGCCCAAUUGGAUGAAUUGAUUCGGGAGCUGGAAUCACUGGACCUUGGAGGACGAGGACGACGACAGAUCUCUGCGCAUCAGGCCAACUUGGAAUCCACGGGCGACAUCGACAGGCUCUUCGGAGAGGUCCAGCAAGCCCACGGCAAGCGGCCAGACGUCCUCGUCGCCAAUGCAGGGUAUGCAAAGGUGAUACCGGACAUCGCGGACAUCUCGCUGGAAGAAUUCGACCGGACCAUGGCCGUCAACUUGCGAGCGACAUUCCUCUUGGUCAAGUUGGCUCUACCGGCGAUGAUGGACCAAGGUUGGGGCCGGAUCGUCUUUAUUUCGAGCAUUGCCGCCGAAGGCGGGGGCAUCAAUGGAUGUCAUUACGCGGCAUCCAAGGCCGGCAUGAACGGCAUGAUGAGAAAUCUAGCGACCAAGCUGGCCAGACACGGUAUCACUGUUAAUAGCCUUGCUCCUGCCCUGAUCGGUGCAACUGGACUCAUCCCAGAUGAAAGCAUGUUGAAAGGCACGCUUGGCGACGUGAGGAACAUUCCCGUGGGGAGGUUGGGCACGCCGCAAGAAUGUGCCAACGUGGUCGAGAUGAUUUGUACAACUGGCUACUUGACGGGACAAAAUAUUCUGCUCACUGGGGGCCUCAAGUAG
Molecule: messenger RNA, 777 nt
Organism: Fonsecaea multimorphosa CBS 102226
Lineage: Eukaryota; Fungi; Ascomycota; Eurotiomycetes; Chaetothyriales; Herpotrichiellaceae
Exons: 2
Coding region: 1-777 (258 amino acids)
Molecular function (GO): oxidoreductase activity, acting on the CH-OH group of donors, NAD or NADP as acceptor
Source: RefSeq, a predicted model, not a curated record